This is a messenger RNA of Tachyglossus aculeatus (Australian echidna), 1959 nucleotides long. It is a transcript of the gene SAE1, whose product is annotated as SUMO1 activating enzyme subunit 1. The coding region runs from base 9 to 1088 and encodes 359 amino acids. Gene Ontology annotation, cellular component: cytoplasm; SUMO activating enzyme complex. The record is from RefSeq and is a predicted model, not a curated record. NCBI's taxonomy places the organism in Eukaryota, Metazoa, Chordata, Mammalia, Monotremata, Tachyglossidae. The transcript has 9 exons. Gene Ontology annotation, molecular function: SUMO activating enzyme activity. Gene Ontology annotation, biological process: protein sumoylation.
CGCGGAGGAUGCCGGGAGGAGCCCGCCGUGAGGGCGGCGGGCCCGGCGCCAUGGUGGAGAAGGACGAGGUCGGCGGCAUCAGCGAGGAGGAGGCGGCUCAGUAUGACCGGCAGAUCCGCCUCUGGGGGCUGGAGGCGCAGAAACGGUUGCGGGCCUCCCGGGUGCUCCUUGUUGGCAUGAAAGGACUUGGGGCCGAAGUGGCCAAGAAUCUCAUCUUGGCAGGUGUUAAAGGGCUGACCAUGUUGGAUCAUCAGCAGGUGACACCGGAAGACACUGGAGCACAAUUCUUGAUUCCCACCGGGUCCUCUGGUCGCAACCGGGCGGAAGCCUCUCUGGAACGAGCUCAGAACCUCAACCCCAUGGUGGAUGUGAAGGUGGACACCGAUCUCCUUGAAAAUAAGCCCGAAACCUUCUUCACCCAGUUCGACGCGGUCUGUCUGACGUGCUGCUCCAGGGAUGUCCUGAUUAAGAUUGACCAGAUCUGCCACAAAAAUAGCAUCAAGUUCUUUGCCGGAGAUGUGUUUGGCUACCACGGUUACAUGUUCGCCAAUCUUGGAGAGCACGAAUUUGUGGAGGAGAAAACCAAAGUCACCAAAGCUGGCCAAGGUGUGGAAGAUGGACCGGACACCAAAAAGGCCAAGAUCGAUUCGACUGAGACAACAAUGGUAAAAAGGAAAGUGGUCUUCUGCCCGUUAAAGGAGGCUCUGGAGGUGGAUUGGAGCAGUGACAAGGCAAAAAGCCUGCUGAAGAGGACCGCUUCCGAUUAUUUUCUGCUUCAAGUGCUCCUGAAAUUCCGUACGGAUAAGGGGAGAGACCCCCAGUCGGACACCUCCGGGGAGGAUUCGGAGCUGUUGCUCCAGAUCCGGAACGAUUUGCUCGAGUCCCUCGGAGUCAGCCCGGAUGUGCUCCCUGAUGACUUUCCCAGCUGCUGCCUCUCUGAAAUGGCUCCAGUGUGCGCCGUUGUUGGCGGAGUGUUGGGUCAGGAAGUCGUCAAGGCCCUGUCUCAGAGGGACCCACCGCACACCAACUUCUUCUUUUUCGACGGCAUCCGGGGCAGCGGAGUCGUCGAAUGCCUGGGUCCAAAGUGACCCCAGGGCCGGGAGCGCUACAGCGGGGAGACUCAGGGGUCAGAUUCCCCUCCCUCUCCUAGGAUUCGGGAGAAGAGGAAGAUGUGUCAGUGGAGACCUGCUUCCCAGUCUCAUCCUGUCGUCCUCCCCAAACACCUACCCACACACACAUAUAUUCUCUCUCUCUCCCUCUCUCUUUCUCUCUCCGUCUCUCUCUCUCCCCCCUUCCCCCCCGCCUUCUCUCUCUCUCUCACCCACUCCCACCACUGCACCUUGCAGGCCUUCCAGAAUGUGGGUCCAGAGGCCUUGAGGGUUUUAGCCUGGGCACAGUUUCUGACUGUUUUGUUGUUAUCAAGCCCCCAAACCCUUCCCAACUCCCCCAAAGUGCAGCUCACCACAAAGAAUCCAUCGAGUUCCCCUGCCUCAUCUGUUGCCUGCUUCGUCCCCACUAUGGUGAAGGACAGGAGUGCCCCUGCCAGGUAGUGGAUGAGGGGCCGGAAGAAGCACUGUGGAAGGAAAAUUGCCUUUUCGAGCAGCAGUUGGUUUUAGAAUCCGGACCGUUGGCACGGGGUACCGUCAGGAGAGUCCAGAUUACCUAGGAUUUCCUGCCUUGGGCCUGGGGAGCCAGCGCUCAGGUCGUCUUGUCCAGACAGGAGGAACCCGGAGACUGAGGCUGCGACCCAGUUAUCUGGAGCCUCAUGAAGAGCCUGGUGGAGGAGGACGACGCUCCUGCUGUGGGCCCUGCAGCCCAGGCACUGUUACUGGCAUGGUUGUCUACGGAGUUGUUGUGCCCGCUGGCCUCUCGUGUCCGAGAAUGGCAGCUGUCAGGUUCCUGUUUGUUCUCCAUGAACCUGGGUCCCUUAAGGAAUAAAAGUGAAGUUGUUUUUUCUGA